GGAAGUUCAUUCCUGCGGUGAAGAGAGUUUUGAAAAUUAAGGGUACUCUCUCUUUCUUUCUAUUGACUACCAGGUGUUUGUGAAAAUGGAUGCCUUGGAUGGCUAUCAAAUUGAAGAAAGAGGUAUUUUACUAAGCCAUGGAAGUGGGUUCUUCAUCGGGACAUGCCUGCUGUAUCACCAAUUGAAAGAGUGGGAAAAUAUGUCAACCCAAAGGAUUGGAAUACGCUGAUUAGUGACCCAGAGACGGGAUGUAACUGAAUAUUGCUUCCUCUCAGCCAUUCUUUGAUUUUGUUGACACAUUACUGUUCUUGGUUUGUAGAGUACUCAAAUCGCUUACUAAAGUAUGCAGUAUGCUCUGUAAAUUCUACGAGGUUUUCUCUUUGCCAUCCUGUUCCCUUCAGAACAGUUUUCUCUUACCCUGUGUAGGUUGAUAAUCUAGGCAAUUUGGUGUUGGCCUCUGAGGCCAAUUGAUGAUUGAUGUUCCUGUUAAAUAUUUUCAACUCCGUGUUUGCUUUGAUCUUACUCUCUGUGAAGACCUACAAUAUGAUGGAUGAAGAUUAUCCAAUUGCAAUCAACCAAGAAACAUUUUGUGUUACAUUACCGAAAAAUCGAAGGCAAGGACAAAUGGCUCAACAAAGAUAUGCAACAACCACAAAAGCCAAGGGAAAAGAUAAGGCAACUGGUUCCAACAGCAAAAGAGAAAACCGGGAAGAUCGAAGGCAAGGAGAAAUGACACAACAAAGACAAAGAGCAACCACAAAGGGAAAGGAAAACGAGCAGCCAAGUGGUUCCAAUGGAAAAGAAAAAAACAAAGUUUUCAUGAGGCCUCCUCCAUGUUUGCGUCGUAGUGAUCACUUAGAUAUGUUGAAUGCAGUAUACGAUUUUGAAACUAAACGUCAGAGGGAGGGCUUUCCAGUUGAAAAUUUUGUUCGACGAAAAAUAGAGGCAUGUCGAGCCUUGCAAAAUUUUGGAGAAAAUAUAAGUGAACAAUACCUUAUAGGAAAAAUAGUAGACCUUCUAUCACCAAGCUGGAUGCAUGUGAAGCGAACAAUAUUUCAAAGACAUGUUAUAGAAAAUGCUACACAUUUGAUGAAUGCUUUGAUGGAAGACGAGCAUAAUGUCCACUAUUUGUGGAUGGAAUUUGAGCAAGGGCCAAUGAUGCCAAACUCAACUGUGAGAGAACACAUUCUAAAUAAAGAAAACCAAUUUCAUAGUCUAAGGAAAAAAGGCUGCAAGGCAAACAUUGAGAAUUUUGUUCAGGCUAUAGUUAAUAACCUCCCGCCCACAUGGCCUAAAGCAACAAUCUUCAAAAAGUUGAAACUAAAUUUCAUGGAUAUAAGAGCAUUGGGAGCUAUGCUUGAGGAGAUCGAGACUGAUAUCAUAUGUUCGGAAGCUUUGGACGAAGUGGAGCAACAAUUUACAAAACAAGAGAAGAAGCAGGUAAAAAAAUCUCGGCAAAAGGUAGUGAAUCGAAGAUUGGAAUUUGAUGAACUAUAGCUCUACAAUAUUUGGAGUAAUUGCAUACUAUCCAAUUAUUUGAAUUUGUCAAUUUAUUUUGCUUUAGGAGUUCAUCAUGCUUUAAUAGUUUAGAUAUGAGUAUGAGCCUGUCAUCAUAACUCAUUUUCAAAAUUUAGUAUUAUCGUACCAAGAGUUGUUUCUUUUUUUGUUACUAUUCAGGUUUGGAUAUUUUU
Messenger RNA from Rhododendron vialii, 1691 nucleotides. RefSeq lists its product as uncharacterized. Lineage: Eukaryota; Viridiplantae; Streptophyta; Magnoliopsida; Ericales; Ericaceae. The coding region runs from base 478 to 1497 and encodes 339 amino acids. The transcript has 5 exons. The record is from RefSeq and is a predicted model, not a curated record.